Messenger RNA from Cryptococcus wingfieldii CBS 7118, 4263 nucleotides. RefSeq names its product CAMK/CAMKL/KIN4 protein kinase. The record is from RefSeq and is a predicted model, not a curated record. NCBI's taxonomy places the organism in Eukaryota, Fungi, Basidiomycota, Tremellomycetes, Tremellales, Cryptococcaceae. Gene Ontology annotation, biological process: protein phosphorylation; intracellular signal transduction; microtubule cytoskeleton organization. Gene Ontology annotation, molecular function: tau-protein kinase activity; protein serine/threonine kinase activity; ATP binding. Bases 1 to 4263 code for a protein of 1420 amino acids. Gene Ontology annotation, cellular component: cytoplasm. The transcript has 8 exons.
AUGGCCACGUCUUCCUUGCCCCUGCCACACAACAACGCGUCGCUGCAUCAGCAACGAUCCCCUAUCGCCCGCACCCACUCGGCCUACGCGUCGAACCCUUUCCCUCCCGUUCCCACCCACGCUCCCAGCCUCCCCAUGGCGCAGCCUCAGACAUACUAUCAGCAGCCUGCCGGCUUCGACUUUGGUCCCCAGGGUCAUCACGCACACGUCGGUGGCAGUCACGGUCCGCAUGCUGGACCGUCACACCAGCCAGCGGCAAACAACGCGCUUGUGUCCGAGGCCGGUCAGUCAACGUCCGCGCGGCCAAGACCACCUCCUUCCUCGGCAACAAUGCCACUGAUACCUUCCUCCGCCCUUCCACAUGACCCCUCUUACUCAUCGCAUCAACCAAGCCAUGCUUCACAAUCCCAAUCUCAGCCAUCUCGUGCUGCCAACCGGCGGUCUCACAAUCCCGGCGCGACGCUGAGCCAGCCGUUGAUGCCCCGUCCCGAAGAGUUGACCGACGAGUACGUUCUGCAUCCCUCAGUCUACUCUUUCAAGCAAGAGUAUCCUCGGCGGUCCAUGGUCGGUCUAGGACCAUACAUCGUCCUUCAGACGCUGGGAGAAGGAGAAUUUGGCAAGGUCAAGCUGGGUGUCCAUGCGGAUUACGGUGUCGAGGUCGCGAUCAAGUUGAUCAGGAGGGGUGAUCUCCAGGAGGAGGCCCAUGCAAGCAAAGUAGAGCGGGAAAUCAACGUGCUCAAGACGUUGAAACACCCAAACAUUGUCCGUAUGUUUGAUGUUCUUGACACGCACAAGUAUAUUGGAAUCGUCCUGGAGUUUGCCGGAGGCGGAGAGCUAUUCGAAUACAUCCUCGCCAACGAGUACCUCAAAGACGUCGAAGGCCAAAGACUCUUUGCUCAGCUUAUUUCAGGUGUUGAUUACCUUCACCAGAAGGGGGUCAUUCAUCGUGACUUGAAGCUCGAGAAUCUGUUACUAGACAAGCACAGGAAUCUCAUCAUCACCGACUUUGGCUUUGCCAACUCGUUUUCCAAGGAGGAGGGCGAUCUCAUGUCAACAAGUUGUGGCAGUCCGUGCUACGCCGCGCCAGAGCUUGUUGUUCUCGACACUCCCUACCACGGUUCUGCCGUCGACAUCUGGUCGUGUGGUGUCAUCCUGUUUGCGAUGGUCGCUGGAUACCUCCCCUACGACGACGACCCAGACAACCCUGAUGCCGGCAAUGUCGUCGAUCUUUACCGAUACAUCAUGAACACCGAGCUUCACUACCCGGAACACGUCUCGCCGCUCGGCAAAAACCUUCUCCAACACAUGCUUAUUCUACACCCCGAGCACAGAAUAAAGAUUCCCGAUAUCAUGACUCAUCCUUGGCUCAAGAAUCACCGUCACAUGUUCAACAAGAGCGUUGAAGAGUGCGAGGCGGCGUUCCAAGAGGCAAUGUACAAGAAGAGUAAACAAGCUCGGAAAGAGUUGCAAGAGAGAAGGCGCGUGCAGAUGCAGGCCAAGGAGGCUAUGCAGGCUCGAGAGAAGGCUUUUCAGCGAAGCCAGAGCAGCGCUCCUGGUACUACCAUCACUGCUGCGGCUCUCGACCAGGGUCGCCGACGCCCACACAGUGCUAUGCCUGGUGCGCCUACGAUGCCCGAGAUCAUUGCAAAGCACUCGGCGCCCAUAGCAGACGCCCACGUCCCUGCUCGGUCCGCCACGCCUUCCUCCAUUCGUGCGCCAGUCCCCGCCCCGCCUUCAGAAGCAGUUCCCAUUGCCAUCGACUCUCCCCGCAGACGUUCAGAAUCUAUGGCCCCAGGCCUUUCGUCGACAGCCCCCGCUGUUGUCUCCCCCAUUACUGCUGAGGCUCAACCUUUGAGUGCCAACGCCCCUUCACAGGACACCACUUUACCCCCCACUGCCGUCGCCCCUGUCCACCCCCAGGUGGCUCCCCGUCCGUCCAUGCGCGAGAACAAGAAUCGUCACACGAUCCAAGUCGAGUAUGAUGGCGAGGCUUCUUACGACAAGAUGCAGGAGAUGGGUUCCGAGGAGAGGCGCAUUGAGGGCUCCUCUGCUGACACUAGCGAGGGCAUGCUUGCUCCUCCUCCUCUGCCCAACCUCAAGCAAGGUGACUCGAGUGACGUGGAGAUGGAGUCUGGUUCGUCUGACAACGAGCAUAACAAGACCCCGGAGAUGGUAGAGUCCAAGAAGCCCGAAGCAGCGGUUGUGGUACCCACCACUGUCCCCCUUGCUCCUCCUGCCGAAACUGGAGUUUCUGCUCCCUCUGCGCCUUCUGCUGAUUCUCAAGCGACGUCGACAGUCACCACUCCUGCCGAGCAAAGGUCAGAUCCUCUCAGCCAAGCUGUAUCGCCGUCUACCCCUCGAGCCUCGACCUUUGCCGACAAGGAGGCGGCCAACACCACUCCCCGUGGCCCCAAGACGACCGCUGCCCCUGCCCCGAACACUCCCAAGGUCUCGCUGGCGCAAGAACCACACCGACGCCAUGGAUCCAUGCCUCCUGCACUGAGCACGACCGUGCCCGAACCAAAAGCCAACCCACAACUCAACGCGUCUGGUUUGCCCAAACCACCUCCCGCUGCCGCCCGCAAGGACAGAAGCCGGAAGGGCAUGUCGCUCGACAAGUUUGGUCUUUCCAAACUCCUGGGCCAUGCUUCUCAAGCAUCUUCUUCGGCACAGGGUGAGGGUAGGAUGGCGCCGCCCAGCGCGAGUGCUAGUGCGGUUGCUUUGCAGACACAGCUGCAGCAACAUGGCAAGCAGGAUAGACCUGUGGCCGAGACGGAUAGCGUAAAGAAGUCCCGAAGGCGUACAUUGCAGCUUAGCUUCCACAAUCGCCGCGACAGCAAGGCCCCUUCCAACAUUGCUGUUCCAGGUACUCCUCUUGGGGAUAAGGACCCGAACAGCGACAACCGAAUGCCAGCCAGCGCAGGACCCAGGGACCCGAUCAAAGACUUGCGACGCAAGACAAUCCAGCUUGGCUUCAACAGACAAACUACUCGGGAGAUCAAACCCUUGCCUUCUGCAGUCCCCGUCUCUGCCCCGCCUUAUACUGAGAGCCACCCGGACCUCGACCCUCCUCAAACUCCUCGAGAUGCGAUCAUUAACCAAGACGAGCACCCUGCUCAAAGCUCGCCAUCGAUUAUCACCAUCGAUCCUUACGCAGCUCAGCCAACUUACCCAAACCACCGUGGCUCAUCCAGCAAAGCUUCAAAGGUCAUGGAUUGGUUCCGUCGAAAGACUCUUACUAGGGACACAAUCGAUGAGCUCCGAUCCCCUGGGAUUAAGAGCGACUCGCAGUCUUCCUUUGUUCGAGUGGGCGACGCUGCUUCGCCUCAGAGGAGAAACGAGGGAUCGAAUCUGGCGAUGGCCUCGUAUGACAGUGUCAACAGGACUGAAGAGAACGUCGGAGCAUCAUCUCCGCUUGUGGAGAAGAGGGAACCGGAAGCAGGGUCUGCUGAGGAGCCAGAGGAAGAAUCCACUGCCGCUGCAGCUGCCCCAUCUGUCACGGUUACUCCUCCCCGCCCCUCUACUAGCAAGGCUCCUACUAUCAACUCUGACCACCAAUCUCCUCUGAUCGGCCGGGCUCGAUCCGCCUCCACCUAUACCUUCAACGAAACAUCGAUCCGUGUCCACACUGGCCUUGUCGACCAAUCUGCCCUUACUACCAAACCUCCUCAGGAUGUGUUCAAGGAGGUCAUGCAGGUCUUGCGUGGCAUGGGUGUUGACAUGAAGCGAGAGAGCGACUUCAAGCUGAGGUGCACCAGGGCGAAGAAGAGGGCUGCUGGUGCUCCUCCGCCUACUGGGCUUGGUAGUGUCAUGAGUACAGGAUCGGGUAUGAACCCUUUCUCUCUCAUGAACAAUGCAUCUUCCGGCAAGACCGACGCCCGUGGCCUGCCCUUGCCUACUAGCCCCUCUUUCAGCAACCGAUCCAGUGCUGGUAUCAAGGGUCUUUUGCGCCGUGGCAGUUCCAAAUCUUCCGCCCACCCGGCCCGUAUCUCUCGCGGCGAAUUCGACACUGGUACCACACCUUCGCAGUCUACACCAAACCUUGAGCUGCCUGAGCUCACUGCUAGGCCCAAGCCCGAGCCUCUGUAUGGCAAGGAGUUGAUGGAUGCCGGCGACGAAGUCAAGUUCACCGUUGAGCUAUGUAAAAUGAAGAACCUCCCCGGGCUGUACAUCCUCAAGAUCAAGAGGACCAAGGGCAAUCUCUGGUCUUUCAAAUUCAUCUAUCAAACCGUCAUCGAGCGCACUACCACCCUCACCCAUUGA